Lycium ferocissimum is the source of this 444-nucleotide messenger RNA. RefSeq lists its product as uncharacterized. The record is from RefSeq and is a predicted model, not a curated record. The transcript has 2 exons. Bases 1 to 444 code for a protein of 147 amino acids. Lineage: Eukaryota; Viridiplantae; Streptophyta; Magnoliopsida; Solanales; Solanaceae.
AUGGUUGCUUUCGUACAAGGUAAUGAGGACGGAAUGAAGGAAAAAGAGGCAUCGCAGAAAGAGAAGGAUAGAGAGUUCAACAAGAGUGCUAAGUCUACAAGUAAUUUUAGCCAUGGGAGAUCUCAGGGAGGUGGAGAAAGUCAACUUUUUAAAAAUAGGUCAUCAGGACCCGCUUCUUCUGAAGCUAGUGCACCAAUCCCGAGGAAAAGACACGAAAAAGAGUUUCGUAUGGGCAUGGAUGUAUAUUUGGGGUGUGACCAGGAGGGUCAUUUUCAGAGAGAUUUCCCAUCAGCAAGGCAAGGUACCGGAGGUAAUAUGGCUCAGUCCACAAAUUCAGUAGCUCAUAAUUUUCAGGCCCAAUCAGGGUGUGGUGCAGUUAAGUCUAGUAACACAGGCGGAGGUCAGACUCACUUGUAUGCACUAGCAGGUUGUCAAGAUACAUAG